This is a messenger RNA of Yarrowia lipolytica CLIB122, 300 nucleotides long. NCBI's taxonomy places the organism in Eukaryota, Fungi, Ascomycota, Dipodascomycetes, Dipodascales. The record is from RefSeq and is a predicted model, not a curated record.
AUGGUGGUUGGAGCCAUGCCUGUCUCAUUGACCAAAUUCUUGUAUGAUCAAACCAGUUUGAAUCGAUACGGACUCCACAAACUCAAGUAUAGCCAUCCGUCUGAUUUUAGCAUCAGGUGUUUUGAUGGAGGAAAGAUCGGCGUCCACAAAGCUGUCCUAUUCUCUACAUGGUCCUUCUUCAAGGCCAUGCGGGACGCUAACAUGAAAGAGUCGUCCGCCAGCCAGCUUGAAUUGGAUCUUCCGAAGUCAACUGUUGGGUGCAUAGAUGAUCAAGUAUCUCUACGGAGAGAAGUUGGAUAA